AUGAGCGACCUCAAGUUCUCCAUCGCCCAUCUAAUCGGCGAAGACUCAUCCCAUGGUAAGUCCUUGCUUUGUGUGAUCUGAUAUGAUAGUAUUAUUGUUUAUGAUCAUUUUGGGUAGGCAGAGUUUGUAUAUCAGUGGGGUCUCAUUCCUGCUAAUCUCUGAUCCGAGUUUCAUAGUGCAAUUCUAAUUUUCUGUAUACCAACUGCACUGUGCAUUCCCCUGCCGCAUUCUCUUUGAUCUCCCGGAAUCGCUCGCUAUGUGUCUGUUCGCUUGUUUCCUCUUUCUCGCUUUCUGAAAUAUAUCGCGAGUCCAAUGGAUUCGCGUAGGCUGAUGAUUAUUUUUUUUCUAAUGAUUGGGGGACAAAAUUGGGACAGUGAUCAGUUGACAUUUAUUCUUUCUCACUUUUUUUGUAUUUACAACCACAAUAAUCAAUCUCUCCUGUUUCCUUCCUAAUUGUACAAAAGCCAGACGCUUGAAUUUUAAUACAAAUCCAACUUGUACACUUCUCUGUUAUUCACAUUAUUUUGCAAGGUUUGAGGACUGAAAAUAAUGUUGCACUUUUUCCGUUUCUAUACCAAUUCACUGAAAUAUUCAAGAGAGUUGCAUGUAAAUUCAGCUGUUUCAUGCAUUGUUUUGAGCUCCUGAAUUCAUAUUCUGCUUUGAUGCACAAGACAAUAUUUAAGAUGCAAUCCCCGGAGAUCUGAAGGAUGUGAAGGUCAGAUUGGAGAGUUCCCAUCUGUGGCGUCGUUUUCAUGAGUUGGGAACUGAAAUGAUUGUCACCAAAUCAGGAAGAAGAAUGUUCCCGACUCUACAGUUGACGGUUACGGGAUUAAACCCCGAGGCCAAGUACUCUGUAAUGGUUGAUUUUAAUUGUAUCGAUAACAUGAGAUAUCGGUAUUCUUUUCAUCAAUCGAAAUGGAUAAUUGCUGGACCAGGUAAGCCUUAUUAGAUGGAAAAGAAAAAUAUUGAAAAGGUGAUGCUGAACUGCCUUGCCGAGUACAUGUCCACUCAGAAAGUCCGAAUAUGGGGAAACACUGGAUGAAACAAACGAUCGGAUUUGAUCGGAUAAAACUGACAAACAACCAGCUCGAUCAAAAUGGACAUGUAAGAUAGGCACUUAAAAGGGAAGUACUCCAAGUGCGACGCUCAAGUUUUCUUUAAAUUAUUCACAAACGUCUAACAUAAGCUAUAUAUCAAACUGAAAAUCGUAGCUAUGCGUUUUGCAGGAACAACCUAUUCAACGAUCUUUAAGCCGAGAGAGUAUGAGAAACGCGGAGAGCGGUCACAGAGAAAAAAACUUUUUAGCCAUACUUUUUUCCAGUUUUGUGCAAAAAAAAUUUUUUUUUUGUGAGGACUGCCGUUUACGGUAGAAAUAUUAGAUACGAAACUUUUUGUGAUAAAAUUUGCAAAAAGGGUCACGUUUUUUCAAACUUUCGACUAAAAAAUCUUGGUAAGUUCUGAGAAGCGAGCUAGGAGACUGGCUUAGAAAAAAAUAUCCUAAAUUUGAGCUUCAUCAAAACCUGAACGUCGCACUUGGGGUAAGUUUUGUGGUAGAACAGGUCAAGCGUUUUUAUGGUGUCUAAUAAGGUCGAUUAAAGGUAAUCGUCAACUCCAUGCAUCGUUACCAACCGCGGAUACAUGUAGUUCUUCACAAUUAUGACGGGACCGAGAAACAAAGAACGUUUAUCUUCUCAGAGACUCAGUUUAUGGCUGUUACUGCCUACCAGAACCAUAGAGUAAUCAUUUUAAUUAAAAUAACAAACCUUAACACCUUUAGAUAACCGAAUUGAAGAUUGAAUGUAAUCCUUUUGCCAAGGGAUUCAGAGAGUGUGAAAUGGAUCAGAUGAGACUUCUGACCGCCGCCCAUUCCCGUCUCCAACUACCGUACGAACAACUUUAUCCUCUUAUCUUUGGCAGAUUUACGGUGCCCUGA
Bursaphelenchus xylophilus (pine wood nematode) is the source of this 1933-nucleotide messenger RNA. The record is from the annotation of a GenBank genome assembly. NCBI's taxonomy places the organism in Eukaryota, Metazoa, Nematoda, Chromadorea, Rhabditida, Aphelenchoididae.